AAGAGAGAGAAAUAAGUAGUACUUAAAUAAUUAUCAAAAUACACAUUCUUGAAAACUAUUUCAAUGAAAAGAAAACUACAACAAGGGAACUAAUUAAGAAACAAAGGUUGAGACAAAUGGAGAUCGAUCUCUCCCUCAAGCUCGAUGCAAAAGAACGUUCAAACAAACUCGAAGACACGUUUUUAUCUCUCGAAUCAAAGGUGCAAGAAGAUGAUGAAAAUACUCUUACUUCUGAAAAAGAGUCUUGCAAGAGUUUCACGAAAGAAGAGCUGUCGAUUAUGAAGAUGAAGAUGAACCGAAUGAGAGAGGAGAAUAAAUUCCUAAGGGACGCGGUGGAGAUGACCAUGAAAAAUUACAAUAACUUGCAGAUGAAAUAUAAUAUGAUUCAAAAAAACGCUCUAAAGAUCAAGGAUCCCAAUAUGGUUUUCUUGCCUAAUAAGGCCGACGCCACUGGUGAACCGGAUAAAAGUAUUUCCGGAUUAAAUAGCGACCGAGCAUCAACAUCGCAAGAAGAAGAUGAUGUUAGAGAAAAUAUUGAUGAUGAUGAUGACGACUAUGAAUUAGGGUUAUCUUUAAGGGUCCCUAAUAGUAGUACUAAAGUCGAAGUUGAUGGACACCAAGAAAUAAAGGAAAAAAGAGAAGAGGCCACGAGAAGGUUUAUGCCCAUACAAAGUGAGCUAAAUAGCAACAACUUGAAUGGGUUUAUCAACAAUAAUAUGAUGAUCAAUUCUCCGCCUAAUAAAAGAGCUAGGGUUUCUGUGAGGGCGAGAUGUGAAGGAGCUACAAUGAAUGAUGGGUGCCAAUGGAGAAAAUACGGGCAAAAAAUUGCUAAAGGAAAUCCAUGCCCACGGGCCUAUUAUCGUUGCACUGUAGCUCCUGCUUGCCCAGUUAGAAAACAGGUCCAACGAUGUCUGGAAGACAGAUCAAUCCUAAUCACGACAUAUGAAGGAACACACAAUCAUCCACUCCCAAUAGGUGCAGCAUCAAUGUUAUCAACAGCAUCAGGUCCUGCCAAUUUUUUAAUGUUGGACGCUAACAAUCAUCCAUUUCCGACCAAUAGAACGCCACCUUCGACCCUAAACUAUCCGCAUUAUCCGUAUGGACUUCACAACAUCAACAAUAGCCCUCUUCUCAUAAAUCCCUCCUCUCUUAAUUACAUACCAAACCUAAGAGGCCUAAACCCUAACUUUCAUCAUGACCCUACAAGGGGCAUUGUACUUGACCUCACAAACAAUGUUGGUAGCUCCUCAAACUCCAUGUCCCCACUAGGGCAUUCCAAUUGGAUGCCUAAACAAGCCAAUUUCAAUGGUAACACCAUUCUAAGCCAACUUUUUGCUAGCCCUAAUAGACAUUUGGUACAAGAUAUGGGGCACAAAGUACUUGAUCAUCAAGGGAUUAUUGGUAGCAAAUCUCCAAUAAUGGUGGCCGAAAAUGCGAGUCAAAUUGCUACCGAUCCUAAGCUUAGGGUCGCAGUUGCCGCAGCUCUUUCGUCACUCAUAAAUAAAGAAAGUCAAAUAAGCCCUACAAAUAUACUCUCAAAAGAUGGGGAGAACUCUUGGGUUUUGGAAUCGAGUAAGUCUAAUAUCCAAGGUUCGCCAGCCGAGUGAUCCGAAAUUUAAAGUGCUGUUUGGAGGAAGAUUUCGGCGAUUGAUGAUCAAUUGUAGAUUUUAUUUGUAUCACAAAGUGAUAUAUAAUUAAUGUGUUAGUAGCAAUUUAAAUUUUCUUUGUGCUAAUUCAGUCAUAAAUGAUAUGAUUACAUAUAUAUUUAUAUAAGUG
This is a messenger RNA of Striga asiatica, 1776 nucleotides long. Lineage: Eukaryota; Viridiplantae; Streptophyta; Magnoliopsida; Lamiales; Orobanchaceae. The record is from the annotation of a GenBank genome assembly.